AUGCUUCUUCGUUUGUUGUCUCCUCAUCACCUGCUGCUGCUGCUGCACCACCGCCAGAGCUCCUACGGCUGCCGCCUGCACCCCAACACAGCAGCAGCUGCUGCUGCUGCUCCUGCUCCUGUUGGUGAGCUGGGAGCAGCAGCAGCAGCAGCAGCAGCACCACCCUCUCCAUCUGCUGCUGCACCACCGCCAGAGCUCCUACGGCUGCCGCCUGCACCCCAACACAGCAGCAGCAGCAGCACCACCGCCAGAGCUCCUACGGCUGCCGCCUGCACCCCAACACAGCAGCACCACCGCCAGAGCUCCUACGGCUGCCGCCUGCACCCCAACACAGCAGCAGCAGCAGCAGCAGCAGCAGCAGCAGAAGCAACAGAGAAGCAGCAGCAACAGAAGGACCAGCAACAGCAGCAGCAGCAACAGCAGCAGCAGCAACAGCAGCAGCAACAGCAGCAAACGACGUCAAUUAACAACAAGUAG
Messenger RNA from Eimeria mitis, 477 nucleotides. RefSeq lists its product as uncharacterized. The record is from RefSeq and is a predicted model, not a curated record. The transcript is spliced from 4 exons. The coding region runs from base 1 to 477 and encodes 158 amino acids. NCBI's taxonomy places the organism in Eukaryota, Apicomplexa, Conoidasida, Eucoccidiorida, Eimeriidae.